CUUGCUGUUUUGGGGUACGUUAAGCAUUGGCAGUCAGCGAAGUGACAAGGACUGCAGAUCUAGGGUUAACUCGCUUAAUUUGCCAAGACUUUGAUUUAGCGCCCGCACAUAUCGAAAUCGACACCGACGACCUCUACGACUUGACGAAAAUCGCGACGACACCUUUCACCCGUAUUUCCUCGACAAUCCACCACCAGAAACGUCACCAUGUCGUCCAAGCGCGGUCGCGGUGCUCCCGGCAACAAGCUGAAGAUGACCCUGGGUCUGCCUGUUGGAGCGGUUCUUAACUGCUGCGACAACUCUGGCGCCCGUAACCUCUACAUCAUCUCCGUUAAGGGCAUUGGUGCACGUCUCAACCGCCUGCCGGCUGCAGGUGUUGGUGACAUGGUCAUGGCCACCGUCAAGAAGGGAAAGCCUGAGUUGAGGAAGAAGGUCAUGCCUGCCGUUGUUGUCCGUCAGAGCAAGCCCUGGAGGCGACCUGACGGCAUGUACCUCUACUUCGAGGACAACGCCGGUGUUAUCGUCAACCCCAAGGGUGAGAUGAAGGGCUCUGCCAUCACCGGCCCCGUCGGAAAGGAGGCUGCCGAGCUCUGGCCGCGUAUUGCCAGCAACUCCGGUGUUGUGAUGUAAAGCGUGUCCUCUUCUUCGGUGUUUCUUGUCUCAGUUUCCGGUGGUUUGAUGGUUGCUUUGGGUUGAACCUGCGUCCCUCCCACUAGCGGAUAAAAAUGGAGUAGGCUCAAUGCAUUAGGCAAAAAGUCUAUUAUGGAAAUUCAAAAUAGACGUCAAGUUCCACGAUACAGUUUUACUUC
Messenger RNA from Xylona heveae TC161, 809 nucleotides. RefSeq names its product ribosomal protein L14b/L23e. The transcript has 5 exons. Bases 208 to 630 code for a protein of 140 amino acids. Gene Ontology annotation, cellular component: ribosome; cytosolic large ribosomal subunit. NCBI's taxonomy places the organism in Eukaryota, Fungi, Ascomycota, Xylonomycetes, Xylonales, Xylonaceae. Gene Ontology annotation, molecular function: structural constituent of ribosome; large ribosomal subunit rRNA binding. Gene Ontology annotation, biological process: translation. The record is from RefSeq and is a predicted model, not a curated record.